Messenger RNA from Centruroides sculpturatus (bark scorpion), 750 nucleotides. Its product is annotated as mitoguardin-like. Gene Ontology annotation, biological process: mitochondrial fusion. The transcript is spliced from 3 exons. The annotation marks the transcript as partial. Lineage: Eukaryota; Metazoa; Arthropoda; Arachnida; Scorpiones; Buthidae. The record is from RefSeq and is a predicted model, not a curated record.
GCUUUAGCAACUGCUGUUUGGUCUGUGCUUAAAGCAAAACGUCAUUCAUUAAAGUAUUCAAAUGGAUUUAUCAAUCAUUUUUAUUCAAUUUCUGAGCAUAUAAGUCCAGUAUUAGCAUGGGGCUUUCUUGGACCUGAUGAAAACCUGAAACAAGUUUGCAUUUCUUUUAAGGAUGAAAUUCUUGGAUUUUUAUGCGAUAUCUUUGAUUUUACUGUUGUAAGAUAUUCAAAAGUAGAAGAUCUAUCUUCAGAUAUUUUAGACGUAGCUAAAGUAAGAUAUGAAAGAUUGGGUGAAAAAUUUUCAUUAUGAUGUAGGAUAUUUCAUUCCACAUAUGAAAUGUACAUAACUAAUAUUUACCAGUACACUAUGAAAAUAUAUUUGAAAUCUUCCAAAGUUUUUAAAGAAGAUUGAUUGCAAUAGCAGUUACUGUGUUAACAUCAUAUUUAAUAAACAAACUAUAAAAAAAAUGUAAGCAAUGUAGAAUGAGUUCUAAUUCUGAAUUUGUUGUCAAUGUAUAGUGAAAAUAUGAAAAGAUUUGUUAAUUCGUAAGUAAUGAUUAUUAAAUGGACAAUUUUGAAUUAUUUAAAAGUAGCUCCUGAUAAAGGUACUACUUUAUAAACACUAUAUAAACACAAAAUUAAUGUUUAGGUAUCACUACACUACCUAAAAGAAAUUUUUCUAUAAUUACAAAACUGUAACAAUGUAUUAUGAAGUAGAAUUAGUAUUUUCUUAUGAAAUAAAAAAAUUAAU